Molecule: messenger RNA, 915 nt
Organism: Caenorhabditis remanei
Lineage: Eukaryota; Metazoa; Nematoda; Chromadorea; Rhabditida; Rhabditidae
Exons: 7
Coding region: 1-915 (304 amino acids)
Source: RefSeq, a predicted model, not a curated record
AUGGCUAGGCUGCGGAUAGCCAAUUUCUUAUUUUUAGCAACUUUUACCAUAUUUUCGGGAAGGAUAGGCGGAGCGCAAGACCCCACGCUAUCUGCAACUGUCCUUGGCGGUGAUUUGGAACCAUUCGAUAUCCCGUUGGAGGAGUUGGAGAAGGAUACGAAGCAAGUGACAACGUUGUCAGAGCAGUGCAAACGAUUUGUGAAUCAUUAUAGAUACUACUGUCGCUCCUCCAAUAUUGCCACGUAUAAUGAAGAAGUGCGUAUCAUUUGUGAACGCUACCGUACUUAUUGCUCGGAUCGAGUCUACCCAUCAAUUAAUCACAUCCGCCGCCAAACCAAAUUCUGGGAAGGCGCCGGGGUGCCGAAAGCAACAAUCAAGGCGAUGUCGACAUGUUACUCACAUUGUAAGGAGACGGAUCCGGUAUGCGUCAACGCUUGUGAGUGUCUUCACCUCCAAUGGAUGAUGAACUACGAGUGCUACCCGGGAACCCGUGCACCUGCAUACAAUAACUGUCAGAGAUGGGCGGCGAAGUGUCGAUUCGUGUGGAAGCCACGUCAGGACUACACACCGGCGGACUAUAGGGAUAUGGCACCACCGCCGAUUGUUAGAGGAGUUUUCUAUGGAUAUGAUGGAUUGGCCACACAUCGAACAUUCGACCGUCCGCGUGAUCACGGAGUCUCCUUCUUUCGUGGAACGAAUACAGUACUCGUCGAUUGGCCGGAAGGAAAAGUGGCCGGAGGAACGACUAUCGAAGUACCAUUUGCUGGUGUCAAUGUUAUUCCCAACCAGUAUAAUAUUGGUUUCCCGAAUAUGCAGAGAGCGAUGAGGGAGUUUACAAAACAAAACCCGGAUCAGUUGAACCCGGGAACUGGUCGAAUGUCAGCGUUGAGUCUGAUGUCGAGGAGUCGUCGAUAA